AUGGUCUCUGCAUCCGGAGGUAUUUUGGGCACUUUGCCAACAGUGGGGGAGGCCAGGUUUGCAUCUCCUGGUAUUCAGAUUCAACAACAAGCUGGGCACGUUUGUCUCUUGGUCCAGGGAUCCGUGGGCCUUGUAGUGGAUGCUCAGCUAGGAACUAACCCGACCAGUAUUGACAGUGUGGACAUUAAGAAAGAUCAAGAAGUAAAGCUGAAGCCUGGCCAUGUCUUACAUGUGGUAAAUAAGCUGUAUCCUUACACUGUAGAAUUUGUAAAAGAACCAGGCCAGUCUGAUUCUAGAGACCAACAGACGAAGUGCACCAACAAGAGGCCACACGAGAAUUCUCUAAAUAAGAGCAAAGACACAAAGUGCUCAAAACUGCAAUCUAAUGAUCUACUUGGUAGUAACAAGAACAGAGAUGAUACCUCAGCUGAGCAGCAACAAUGUGCUUCUCAGUCUGAAAACAAAGGACACUGGAGUCAAGGGCUAAAAGUUUCUAUGCAGGAUCCCAAGAUGCAGGUCUUCAAAGAUGAUAAACUAGUGGUGAUUAAGGACAAAUACCCUAAGGCACGCUACCACUGGCUGGUUUUACCAUGGCAAUCCAUCUCCAGUCUGAAAGCACUUCGGUCAGAACAUUUGGAGUUGUUGCACCACAUGCAUGCAGUUGGGGAGAAUAUUAUACAGGACCAUUCAUCUCUUAGUAGAGCAAAGUUUAGGCUCGGGUACCAUGCCAUAUAAUCAUUUAUUUUUAUUCCAAAUAGCCACAUUCAUUUGCAUGUCAUAAGUCAAGAUUUCGAUUCCCCUUGUAUGAAAAACAAGAAACACUGGAAUUCUUUCACUACAGAAUACUUUUUAGAUUCUAAAGAUGUAAUUGACAUGAUAAAACUAAAAGGAAGAGUGGAGGUAAAAGAUGGAGCAUCGGAGCUCCUUAAAUCUUCUCUUCAGUGUAAUGUGUGCAAAGUUCCACAAGCCACUAUUCCUCAGUUAAAGGCACACCUGAAGAAGCACUGGACCUAACAGCAGUA
Nanorana parkeri is the source of this 1022-nucleotide messenger RNA. RefSeq names its product aprataxin (gene APTX). The transcript has 6 exons. Lineage: Eukaryota; Metazoa; Chordata; Amphibia; Anura; Dicroglossidae. The record is from RefSeq and is a predicted model, not a curated record. Gene Ontology annotation, molecular function: DNA 5'-adenosine monophosphate hydrolase activity; single-strand break-containing DNA binding; protein binding. Gene Ontology annotation, cellular component: nucleus. Gene Ontology annotation, biological process: double-strand break repair; single strand break repair.